UGGCGCUGCCUCUCCCGUCAAAACUGACACUGUUGACAUUCCGUCACCUGUCAUUCCACUAUUAUGAUUAUCGAUUCCAAGACGCCCCAUUGACGCCACCAGCCCCAAACCCACCGAAAUGACCAUGGAACAGGCGAUGGAGGACCUCACCGAGAAGAUGAAAAAGACCGACCAGAAGCUCGACGAUCUCGCCCUCCAGGUCGGCAGCAUCGAGAACGAGUACUUCAGCGAGAACUGCGCCGAGAUCGAGGUGAACGACCUCCUCAGGUCCGUCAACGAGGUGAAGACCAACUACCAGAACCUGCGCAAGGAGAUCGUCGAGGUCCAGGACCUGCAGAAGCAGCUCAGCACCACCCUCCAGCUCCAGCUGAAGAUGAUGCAGGCCAAGUUCAACACGCUUAAGGAGAAAGUCGGCGCCGCCAGCAAGCUGGAAAAUCCCACACAAAACUGAGUAUUUUUCGUUGAGCCAAGCUUUAGGAAUAAGACGAGACAACAUGGCAAUCAAACCUGCGCUAAAGCCAGGCGUUUAUUUAUUUCGAUGCCAUUUAGAGCCAUUGUAGCCGAAUUUCGUUAAGUUGUUAAUUAAGACUUUGUGAGCAUGGGAUCGGGCUUGCAUGCACCACACUGACCCAAAUUCUAAGUUCAUUUGUGAUACAAUUGAAUAGAAUAGUGCACGACGUAAUCUCUGGUUUUUCGCUGGGGGCUCUUCCGGACACGGUUUAGUUUUUUUUGUGUUUAAGUUGGUAACGCUGCCGCCUGAAUUGUUGCAGUGUAAAUCAGGUUUACGUUUUAGUAAAUUAGUCCAGUGGCGUUCCGUCAUUGGUGGUAGCAAACUAGGCGCAAGUACGACUCACACCGUACGAAAUUCUAAAGUCGGAAUUGUACACUCGUGUGCGAUAAAACCCGGAAGGGCUUCCGGCCACUCUUGCAUGCAUAUCCUUACCUGUUGUACAUAAUCAAUGUGGUAACCCAUAUAUCAACUAUAUACAGUGCAUGUUAGUGAAGUCAAUUGAUGUACAAGACUAUUAUCCGGGCAGUCGCCUCGACACUUAGCCUAGUGUAAGUCUCUGUAAAACCAAUUAAUUAAAAUUCGUAAUCGCGAUACGACCGGUCCGAUUUACGCGCCAAGGUAGGUAAGUAAAGUGUACGUUUGCAUGGCUGUGAAACCCAAGUCCGUAGCUUACGGUUACGAAUUUUAAUCGUGUACCUGAGCAGAUUUUGUGACGAAAAUUAAUAAUAAUAAUGCCUUACAUAUUGUACUUUUUUUUCUCUUUGUCUCCACCUCUCGACACGAUUAUUGUGGAAGUUUCGGCAAAACUUUGCUCAAAUCUAUCUUCUAAGCACAACUUUUUAAAAACUAGUACUUUUCGAACAGUGGCGCUGGUUGGUGCUCGGAAAGUGUUGUUUUUUGGAGCACAAUAAUUAUUAUAAGGCACGUUUGAUAGAAUUUUUUGUAAGCAAUCAAACUGUGUUGGAUAUUUAUAUGACUGUUCGUUCAAUAAACGAUGCAAACCA
Messenger RNA from Zophobas morio, 1515 nucleotides. RefSeq lists its product as uncharacterized. NCBI's taxonomy places the organism in Eukaryota, Metazoa, Arthropoda, Insecta, Coleoptera, Tenebrionidae. The transcript is spliced from 2 exons. Bases 119 to 451 code for a protein of 110 amino acids. The record is from RefSeq and is a predicted model, not a curated record.